Messenger RNA from Stylophora pistillata, 2381 nucleotides. RefSeq lists its product as uncharacterized. Lineage: Eukaryota; Metazoa; Cnidaria; Anthozoa; Scleractinia; Pocilloporidae. The record is from RefSeq and is a predicted model, not a curated record. Gene Ontology annotation, molecular function: extracellular matrix structural constituent; oligosaccharide binding.
AUGCAUCUAAAAAAUCCCCUCCGACAAGUAAAACUUUGCCAUCUCCACAGCAUAUGGUUUUUCUCAUCUUUUGCCAGCUAUUUAGCUCAAGGAUGCGCUAGGACUGACUCGGUCGAGGAUUACAAACUACUGCGACACAUUAUCAAAAGCCAGGUCGAAAACAAUAUUUGGAGUUGUUUUCAAACGUGUAAAAGGAACGCCAAGUGUCAAAGUAUUAACUACAAUGCAGAAAAUUCCAUCUGUGAGUUGAAUAACAGAACUAAAACCGGGAAUGAAAACAAGUUUGCUCCAUUUCAAGGAAGCGUGUAUGUUGAUAACCCAUUCAGAGGCCGUAUAGGCGAAGAAAAAGACUUUCCUGGAAUUUCCUGUAAGGAAAUAAAAGAUUCUCAGCAUAACUCUCCCAACGGACAAUAUUGGAUUGACCCAUCCAACUCCGAUGACCCGUUUACAGUUUUCUGUGAUAUGCAAACAGACGGAGGCGGCUGGACUUUGAUCGCACAAACUGUAGCAAAAAAUAUGACGAAGUUAACGCCAAUGAUCAGAGAGAAAAACUACAGAAUGAUUAGCAACUACAACAGUGGAAUCGUACGAAUUGAUGUCCCUGCAAUAUUUCAGUUCAAACAGCUCACGCGCUUUACGCAGAUACGCUUCUACUGCCAUAAAAACUCCACAGGAAGGACUUUUCACAUUAUGACCAAAAACGACAUCAAUGGAGAAAGCAUCGUAAAAUAUCUGAUUGAAGAUCCCAGCAUCCAGCCAAGAGCUUGUGCCUCGUUUGAGAGGUUACCUGGGGAUAAUGCGUAUCUGUCUGUUAACUGUUUAAAAUGGGGGAAUGAUGGGACACGCGGUGAAUGUGACAAGUGGGGAAGUUUUAAAAACAAGGGCAGUUACCGUGUCUAUAACGAUCCAAUAUUCUGGGAAAACAAACAUUAUGUAAACAUGAAACCUUCUAUCUUGGCCUGUGACGAUUCCUACAGUUCUCCUGCUCCUCUUUCCUUAGGAGAUACUUGGCAGAUCUUUGUUCGUUAACCAUUUGAAAAACGGAUUAGAAACUGGAAACGAGAGAUGUUAUGUACAGGGGUUGCCGAUGGUGUUAGGGACCUUAAGUAAACCACGACGGCAACGAAGAAGUGGCAGAACAAAAUAUCUAAUUGGCUGAAUAAUAGCUCAGCACAUGCAUUUUAAAACUUUGUACAAUUCUUAGCCGUCUUCUGCCAAACAACAACGUUAAAUCACUAAAAUUUACGUUGUCCGGGAAUGGAAACACCAAGGGAAAAUUAUUUAAUUAUAAGUUUAAAUUGAAACCCAACCCCGUUCACAUACGAGAUGGUGAAGUUGAAUUGUGGCGCCGUAAGAGACAAUAAGCACAUCCAGCCAUUCACGAAAUUCUUACUAUAAAUUUAAAUUCAUUUUUAAUCGACGUUUUCUUCGCCGUUGUCUUCCUGACUGCUUAGGGUCUUUAUUAUUCGCGUCACGCGUAGACGAUGGAACUCCUGUUUGAAAUUUCGACCUGUCAAGAAUAAUCAACAGCGCCUGCUAUACAACUGAUUAUAAAUACCAUAGUAUAACACAGAUUAUAACACGUGACCUAUUUGGACUGAAACGAUAUACACAAAGUUUAGAAGCCGCGAUGGGUUCUUCUAACUCUCAAAUUGUUAUCUUCAUAGGGAGUUUGCAUUUCGAGAUAUCGUAAUUUGAUUAACGUCAGGAUUGCAACAUUCUUCUAUUACAUACUGUCUUGUCUUCUGUAAGCCAGUUUUUACAGAGGUAAAUUUACAAUAUUGACUAAGUUGAUAAAACCAAAUUAUCUUGUAAUUUAUCCCCACCGAUGCAGCAGCACAGUUUCUGUGGAAACCUCUCCGUUUAUCUAAUAGGGACCUUAAGCAAACCACGACGGCGACGGCAACGUGGACGUGGCAAAACAAAAGAUCUAAUUGGCAAAACAAUAGCUCAGCACGUGCGUUUUAAAACUUUGUACAUUUCUUAGCCGUCCUAUUUAAAACAACAACAGGAAAUUACCAAAAUCUGCGCCGUCUGCGAACGGGAACUGCGACGUUAAAUUAUUUUAAUUUACAUUCGAAACUCAACACUUCUUUUAUACGUUAUGCUGAAGAUGAGUUCUGGCCCCGUAUGAGACAGUACAAUGAUACAUGCAGCCAAUUUUGAAAUUCUAAUGAAAGGCAGAAAUUUAUUUUUUAUCGAAUUCUUCCUUGGCGUUUCCGUCCUGACUACUUAAGGUCCCUUUGUAACGUAUCGUGAGGGAUUUAAUAAACUCUGAAAGAAUAUUAAUUAAUGUUAGAACAGCUUUGUCCCUAACAAGAAACUUGCGUAUUGCCCGUUAUGUGAAUAAUUUAAUUAGUUUUUCACGGCAAUGUAAACUG